Spodoptera exigua (beet armyworm) is the source of this 1772-nucleotide messenger RNA. The record is from the annotation of a GenBank genome assembly. Lineage: Eukaryota; Metazoa; Arthropoda; Insecta; Lepidoptera; Noctuidae.
GUCAUAUCCGUUCGAGCUAACAUGUUUAUUGUUAUAUUUUUCUGUCUCAGCAAUGUGUUAAGUUUCUCAAACGGAAUCGCGUAUGACUCAUUCAAUGGAACUCCGAUAAGCAAAGAUGAAGUUUUGCGACAUAUCAGGGAUAAUACAACGUUUUGGUGUAUGAUUGAUAUUGAACCCUGCGAUCCCAACGAAUGGAGACGUCUCGAUGGGUCGUGCAAUAAUCUGCGAAAUCCUGCCAGAGGGGCUAUUCACACGCCCGUUAGUAGGAUUCUACCACCUUCUUAUGACGAAAAUUAUGAACCAAGAAAGUCGAAAACCGGUAAAUUACCGCUUGUAAGGAAACUGCGAACGACUUUAUUGUCAGAAGGCCAAGUGCCUGAUCAGGUAUUUUCUAUACUAGCAACAUAUUACUUAAUCUUCAUUGCAACUGACAUCUCUAAUCUACAUGACACAGUGAACUACAUUUUGUGGACCCCACAUUGCUGUACUCCUAAAGGCAAACACGACCACAUGUGUGCACCUAUAGAAGUACCACCUGAUGACCCCGUCCAUCGGUAUUCUGGCAUCCGUUGCUUGAACCUGACUAAACCAUUGACGUUCCAAGAAUUGGGUUGCCGUCAGAAAAAUACACCUCCUGAGCGGAUACAGUCAGCCACGCCCUUAUUUGACAUGUCCACUGUGUAUGGAAACUCUUUGGAUAAAGCUCUGGAAGGAAGAAAAUUUGAAGGUGGCUUGUUGAAGUAUGAAGAAGAGGAUGGCAGAGUGUGGCCACCAAGGGAUGUUAAUGAAACUAACUGCUUUAUGAACCGCAAACCGAAAGAAUCGAGAUGCCAUAAGACACCGUCAGACGAAGUUAACACCCUCAUAACUAUCAACAUGAUGUCCGUUUGGUUCUGGAGACAUCACAACCACAUAGCCAACAGACUCGCCAAGCUGAACCCAUGUUGGGACGAUGAGAAACUAUUCUACACUGCUAGAGAUAUUAACAUAGCCGUUGAGAUGCAAAUCUUCUUAUAUGAACUGUUACCUUUGAUGGCAGGAUAUGACAAUCUCAUUAGAGAUGGUGUGAUAGUUUACGAUGGCUUUAGAGAUAUCUACAAUGAAGCGUACAUACCACAAAUGUCAAUGGAGUUCCCACUAGCCUUGCGAUGGGCACACACUAUGCAAGAAGGGAAUUUGAAGAUGUACAACCCACAUGGUGAUUAUUUGAAAAAGGUGCCGUUAGUCGACCUUACAAUAAGGACAGGUUACUUGGCAGUGGAUAAUAACAUUGAUUACUUAACCCAAGGAACGUUUAGACAACCAAGUGCUAAGGUUGGAGACAAUAUUGUGGAUCCUGAUACUUUGGAGAAGCUAUCAGAUAUCUACGACUCUGUAGAAGACAUAGAUCUUCUAGCAGCGAUGUGGGUAGAGAAGCCAAUACCUGGUGGACACGUGCCUAGAAUGUUUUACUCCAUUCUCGCUGAACAGUUGCUGCGAACUAUGAAAUCUGAUAGACAUUGGUAUGAGAGACCAAACAGACCACAUGCUUUUACUUUUGAACAACUACAAGAAAUAAGGAAGAUGACGGUAGCAAGGUUCAUGUGUGACGUCGGUGAUACUGUGACCGCAAUACAGCCGAGAGCAUUCCAGAGAAUUGGACCUGGGAAUGAACUAGUAAGCUGUGACUUUAUACCAGACAUGGAUAUAACAGCAUGGAAGGACCAUACUUGUAGUGAGAGCUGGAAUUUCCACCGACCCAGUUAUUAAUUUAAACUUCAACAAUAUUAGAA